Messenger RNA from Astyanax mexicanus (Mexican tetra), 8246 nucleotides. It is a transcript of the gene mtus2b, whose product is annotated as microtubule associated tumor suppressor candidate 2b. Gene Ontology annotation, cellular component: nucleus; cytoplasm. The transcript has 16 exons. NCBI's taxonomy places the organism in Eukaryota, Metazoa, Chordata, Actinopteri, Characiformes, Acestrorhamphidae. Bases 441 to 4139 code for a protein of 1232 amino acids. The record is from RefSeq and is a predicted model, not a curated record. Gene Ontology annotation, molecular function: microtubule binding.
CAGCCUCCGUGCUGUGCCAUACGUUAGCGUGCCUGCUAUCCUCACUCCCCCAAUCCCUCCCUUCCUCCCUCCACCUCUCCCUCCAUCCCUUCCUCCAUCCCUCCCUCCAUCUCUGCUCGGUGAUGCUGAGGGAGGCAGCGCGCGGCGGCUGUGUGGAUUAGUGCUGGUCAGUGUGAGGAGUAGGAGGCUCAUAUAUAAGUGAGACAGGAAGCCACUAAAAGCUCAGAGAGCAUGACUGGAUGGAAUGCACUGAAAGGUUGGGAAUAUGAGCCUCUGACGACUUUCUGAGUGCAGCAAGCCCUUCCUCUUCAUGAAAGAUGCACAUAUAUGUUCCUGGUUUGAGUUGGUAAAGCUGCAAAAGCUAUUAUCCCAAGAGGAAAAUGAAGCUAAAUUGGAUGCGACAACCAUGAAAGCAAAGAGCUACAGAAUCCUAAUGAAACAUGAGCAUAAACGACAAGCUUGUUGCACCUCUGGAAUCAAACUUUCAGGAAAGCUGUGAGGAUCUGACACGAAAUAACAACAGGUGUGCUGACGAUACCCUGGAUGGAGAUGCAAAUGCCAAUCAGAUCCAAAACAGAGAAGGUAGAACUUUAGAGGAGGUCGGCACUGAGUCCUCUUUUGUAUCUCAUGGUGAAGAACAGGACAAAAUCAUCAUCUGGGGCACAGACUCGCAGUAUGAUGACCUAGAGCUGGCAGAGUUUGAGAUGCUUGAAUGCCAGGAACUGGAGGCGUACCUUGUGGAAUCGGAGGGAAAUUAUGUUAAAGAUGGAAGAGCUGUUCUAGGGACGUGUUCCAGUAACCUUGCUGAGACUGAAGUUGAGCUCCCUAAGGACCCUGGUAAGAGUGAUGUUUCUCAAUCUGACACAAAAGAGCAAGAAAAUGUUUCCCACAGGUCCCUCAGCAAGCAUGCUGAGACAUGCGGAGCUAGAGCUGAGAUUAGCUCUGACAAUGAUGUAUUUGUCUCAUGUUACUCCACAAUGUCCAGUCUUGGAGGAAGUCUCGCAAGUGCCCAAACAGCUGAAUCAUGGCCUGUUCAAACUACAGAACCUUACAGAACUCUCUCAGAGGACCUCACAGUUGCCUCACAGUCUUGUUUGACUGUGUCAGACAGGAGCAAAGGUUCUCCACACACUGACAGUACUCACCCUGAUCUCAAUCGUAACACUACAAUCCUUCCUGAGGUAGCUCUUUUAGAAGCACAAGAAAUACAACCAGCUCAAAAUGUAGUAACACACAAGACGACCUCAGGUCAUCUUAAAAAUGGCAUAAAUGAAUGUAACCCAAGCAUUGAAGCAAAUGCUACAAAUGAGCACAAUGAUGUAAGAAGUGCCAGCGAGAAUAAUGUUGGGCAUCAUGAAGAUCCCAUUACAGAACACCAAGCUAAUAUUAAGGAAGAAACCAAACACACAGAUGCAAAAAUCAUUACAGUCCAUCAAAAAUCUUCAACAAUUCAAACAUCUCAGAAGUCAGAAGACACGCAAUCUUUUGCAGUGACCAAGAAUCCUCAUAAUUCAAACCACGAACAAAAACAUAAGCCAUCACAAAGUGAAGAAAACUCAACAAGAUUGCUCACUCAAAAUGUGAUGGCUGAACCCAUAUUGUACAAAAAACAGCCCUCUUUUGAAAGAACUCGCAGUGCCAGUCCAUCCAGCCUAGAAAGGCGAAAGCCAUGGUGCAAUUCAUCAAACCCUGCAGCUCCGCCAUCUCCCAAAAAUACUGGCUCUCCAAGAAGACAGCCACCGUCUUCACCAGCUAAGACAUACAGAGCAAGAGCAUCAAACCAAGAACCUCCUGGAUCUCCGCAAAGAGGCACCACCAGUGGUUUGAAGCCACCGAAUAAAAGCUAUCUCUCUACUGGAAUCCCAAAACCCAUCCCCCCUCAACCUCCAGCUAAAGCAGAAUCUCCCCAGAAGUCAUCCCCAAAGCCAAAAAAUGUCCGUCCAAAAAUCAUCACCUAUGUUCGUAAGAGCCCUCAGGCCAAACCUCAUUCUGCAGAUGGUCCAUACGAAACAUCCACUCUGCCCUCGAGGUUUACAGCCUACUCCAGCUCACCAUCCGCUAAAGAGCAGAAAGUUGGAGGGCCUAAAGGCUCACCAGUGCUCAGUUCCUGCAAUAUCCUGUACGAUAAGUAUCGCCAGGAGCUACAGAAAGCAGGAUACUACUCCCCGCCCGGCCUGACGGUGUCUGGGAUCAGACCUCCCAGCCACACCGUGCCUCACAAACUGGUGGGAAAGUCAGACAGUUUUCAUGGAGAACUACCAGACAGAUAUGUGCAUGAGGUGGGCAGAGGUGUGCAGCUCAGUGGGCAUGAAGUAGCUGGUGUCCAUCAUUCACCCAGGGCUCUCAGACCUCAGCUGGGCCUUGGGGCUGUAACCAGGCAACCUACAACCAGGACUAGGAUGAUGAUGCCAGGUCAAAGAUCAGCUUCACCCCUCAGUCACGCAGCUCCCCCUGGCCAGACCACUUACUGCAGCCCAGAUACCACAGCAGGUGAUGUAAAGAAACCUCUGUUAGAGGUUGCUCCCAAGUCUCUUCUUCCCAAACCAGGCCAGUCUGGGCUGCGGCCCCCUGGCUUUUCCCACCUGCCUGCAGCCCGCCUCGCUGCUUUUGGCUUCGUCCGCAGUGCCAGCGUGUCCUCCGUGUCCAGUAAUCAAUCCAACGAGAGCACUCACAGUGACCCCUGCCGAUCCAGCAGCCGUCCAAGCAGUGGAAGUGAGGAGACCUUCCUGCCUCGUUCUUGCUGUGGCAGCAGCAGUGACAGUGGCGGCAGCAGACCACCCAGCUGCAGCAGUCCCCAACCCUCCAGUGGCAAUACCCCCACACGCCGUUCUCUGCUGCCUCCUCCCCACAGCUCUCCUGUGGCAGCUAGAAAGGAAUUCCAGAGAGAUGAAGUCCCUCAUCCUGUAUUCUCCCCAAAGAGGUUUGCAGUGGUCUCUCCCAAACCUCAGUUCCCUGGGCGUCAGAAGUCGUGUGUGGGGCGUCUGGGUGGCCGGGUGGAUGGAGUGGACGCUGAGCGGGAGCGUCUGCUGGUGCAGGGUUUGAGAGAACGCUGUGAGAUACAGGCCAGACAGAUCAUCUCCUUGCAGGAGAAACUUCGGAAAACCUCUCUCUGCAUGGAUAUCCUCGCCAUCACCACUCAGCACUUCUGUAAUACGAGUGAGAAUGCGGAGGUGAAGGAGAGGGAGCUGUCCCUGGAGCUUGCUCGGAUCAGGGAUGAAGUGGUGGUCAGUGUGGGCAGGUGGGAGCGCUUGCAGGGGGAGAAGGCUGAGCUGGAGCGCAGUUUCGAGCAGGAGCUGAGAGAGCUGAAGGAGGAGCAGAAGAAGGAGCAGCAGGCUCUGCAGGAGAGGCUCAGAGAAGAGCAGCAGAGAGAGAAGGAGCUUCUGCAGAAACAGCAGAACAGCCAGCUACAGCAGCUCCGCUCCCAGCACCAGCAGCAGGUGGAGGAGAUGAGUGAGAGCCAUGAGACGAACCUGCAGGAGAUGGAGACGUCCCAUAAUGCCACUCUGGCCACCUUACAGGAAGAACACGCCAGGACAAUCAAGAAUCUAAAGAUGGCACAUGAACAGCAGAAGAAGUCCCUGGAGGAAGAGUUUGAGAAACUCAGAUUGUCACUGCAGGAUCAGGUGGACACACUGACGUUUCAGAACCGCAGUCUGAGAGACAGAGCGAAGCGAUUUGAGGAAGCACUGCGCAGGAGCACUGAUGAGCAGAUUGUGGAUGCUUUGGCACCAUACCAGCACAUAGAGGAGGACCUAAAGAGUCUGAAGCAGGUUCUGGAGAUGAAGAACCAGCAGAUUCACCAACAAGAACUCAAAAUAUCUGAGCUGGAGAAACUGGCCCAGAAGAAUGUGCUUUUGGAGGAGCGUGUUCAGGUUCUACAGCAGCAGAAUGAGGACCUGAAAGCAAGAAUAGACCUCAACGUCGCUGCAUCCAGACAACUGUCGGAGGAGAAUGCUAACCUGCAGGAGUACGUGGAGAAAGAGAGUAAUGAGAAGAAGCGACUGAGUCGCACCAAUGAGGAGUUGCUGUGGCGUUUGCAAACGGGAGAGUUGAGCCCACGAAUGUCCCCCAACCAGUCACCCCUCCACCGGCCCGCUUCAGGACCUGCCUCACCCUCACAUCCUCCAUUUCCCAGAUAAGCUCUCUUUCUUUCUCUUCCUUUCUCUCUCUCUAUCCAUCUCUCUCUCUUUCUUUCUUUCUUACACACAACUGCACCCUAUUUCCCCUCUAAAUCUAUGCCCCUCCCUGCAGGCAGACACAGUAUUCUGUAUCGUCACAGACUGUAUCAGUUUGGACUGAGCUGAGUGUGUGUGUGUAUCAGUUUGUAUUAUACUAAGGUGCUGAUAUUCCAGGAUUUCAGUGGCUCAGGAGGAGUGUGUGUCUGAAUACAUCACCUAAGCCCUAAUGUAAAUGUGUAUCUUAUACAUUUGAACAAAUGAAGGAAAUCCUUCAGUUUAACAGAAGAGUAUUUAUUUCCAGUAAGAAUGUACAGAUAAAUCUUUUGAUUUUGUUUUAUUUCAUUGAGUCUCAUGCCUACCACGAAGUUGACAUUAAUGCUCUGCAAGAAGCUUUGAAACAAUUUAAACAAUAAAUGUAAGACAUUUAUGCCCUGCGUAAUGUAUUUAUAUGUCAUAACGUAUAUGAUAUAUGUACAGAUUGUCUUGCCUAUAUUUACCUAUGUAUGUCCUUCAGAUCUCAUGGUGCCUGUUAUACAACCUUUUACUUCGAAUAGCAUUUACAACUUUCCCAGGAUAACAGGACAACAGGAUAAUGGAUUACACAAUGCAGAAACAUGUAUAUAAGAAUUAAUCUCCAUUCAAAGUCUUCAAAGGAUGCACAUCCACCAGCAGCCUGUUCUCUAUGCCUGGACUUUACUGUAUUAUACCCACAUAUUCUGUAAUAUGGGCACAUCUCUGUCUGUCUUCAAAUGAGGUAAACAGGCCCUUUCAAAUAAGCCCUGUUUAGACAUUUCAGGACAUUAUUUAUGAACUCACGUGCAAUCGAAUGAGGAUAUACUGUACUGACAUGUAUGUAUGUAUUUUUGUUGGUUUUGACAAUGGAAAUGAAAAAAAAAAAAACAUCAUGGAUAACACUGAAAAAGUAACUGUCACUACACGACCAAAGUGUUUCUUCAUAUUGCCAUGCAUGGGGAAUUUCAAGAGCUUUUACUUUGUAAUCAUUUCAGGCAAUCCAGGCAUUGUGCAAGUGGAUGUUGAGCAUAGGUUGGACAUGGAUGUUGCCUACAAAAAGGAUAUCCAUCAUCGUGUGACCUUAUUUUGGUGUUUUCUGUACCAGGAUGUCCUCAAGACUCCUGCCAUUGGCAUGACUAGUUGGCUUCGGCCUGUCUCACAAAGCAUUUUGUAAGGCUGGGUUCCUUACUACAACAAUUCUAACAAAACACCUUGUCUGGUGUAAUUAAAGGACCAAUAAUGAUUAUAUUUUCAGUUGUAAAUGAUGUAUGAAAUAUUUGGACUGUGCAGUCCGACACAGGUAUCUGUGUUUGUUUUGGCCUCUGACUGUUGAAAAUGUUUUGCAGUAAUAUAAAAUUGUCUUAAUAGUUAACUGAAAUGCAGACAGUCGAGUGUGAGGUCAUUCCCAACUCUGACAUCCAACUUCUGUCUGGAGACAGCAAAAAUAAACAAAGAAGAUAAUAUUUCAAAAAAAUAUACAAACAAAGAACAGCCAGUAAAAAGAUCUUGUUUUUGUUUGUUCGGGCCAUGUAAAAGAAUUUACUAUGCUGUUAAUUAAUACAAAAAAUCCAGGAUUAAAACAGUUUGAGUUCAAAUUUAGCUGGCUAAAAAAGGAACACUGCUUGGUGAGACAGGCCCCCAGUAGGCAAAGUUUACACUCCAUAUUUUUCAGUGAAAAUUGUGAAAGCAGCCCUUGGGGAUUUUUGUUUUUGUUUGUCCUGGGUUAACAUUAUUCAUAUGCUGAUUUUCUCCUGCUACCAAAAGUCUUCCAGUUUUUCAUUCUGUUUACCACUUUGUGGCACAGUUGGAAAGUAAUUGCCAUAGACCUGAAGGACAAAGGCUUGGUUUUGUUUUACACUCAUUAAAAAAUUGUUGCACCCGGAAGGAAGUGUGGGAUUGCAAUGCUAAACAAUUACAGUCAUAUGAAAAAGUUUGGGCACCCCUAUUAAUCUUAAUCAUUUUAGUUGUAAAUAUUUGGGUGUUUGCAACAGCCAUUUCAGUUUGAUAUAUUUAAUAACUGAUGGACACAGUAAUAUUUCAGGAUUGAAAUGAGGUUUAUUGUACUAACAGAAAAUUUGCAAUAUGCAUUAAACCAAAAUUUGACCAGUGCAAAAGUAUGGGCACCCUUAUCAUUUUAUUGAUUUUAAUACUCCUAACUACUUUUUACUGACUUACUUAAGCACAAAAUUGGUUUGGUGACCUCAUUGAGCUUUGAACUUCAUAGCCAGGUGUAUCCAAUCAUGAGAAAAGGUAUUUAAGGUGGCCAAUUGCAAGUUGUUCUCCUAUUUAAAUCUCCUCUGAAGAGUGGCAUCAUGGGCUCAUCAAAACAACUCUCAAAUGAUCUAAAAAAAAAGAUUGUUCAACAUAGUUGUUCAGGGGAAGGAUACAAAAAGUUGUCUCAGAGAUUUAAACUGUCAGUUUCCACUGUGAGGAACAUAGUAAGGAAAUAUUUCAAUCCUGAAAUAUUACUGUGUCCAUCAGUUAUUAGAUAUAUCAAACUGAAAUGGCUGUUGCAAACACCCAAAUAUUUAGAACUAAACAUUAUUAAGAUUAAUAGGGGUGCCCAAACUUUUUCAUAUAACUGUAAAUAAAUGAUUGCAUUUACACCUGUGUGGAGGCAUCUUGGUCAGCAGGUUAGUUGUUACAUGUCCACAAGUCCUGGAGACAUGGUGUGUUGUACAAUUUAAAACGAUGCAAGAUUAGCUUUGGUCUUCAUUACAGGCACCUUGACAGCCCACUGUUGCGUUAAUAAGGCCCUGCAACCAUUUGAGGAUGCUGUUUAAUGAACUAUUGCAUGGGUUAUCGCAGGAAGCUUGCAAUUACAUGCUACUUCUGUAUGUGUACCUCUUAUUUAUUUAUUUUAUUUUAUCAUUUAUUGUUCCUAGUAACCAUUUACUUCCUUAAGAAUAGCAUUGCAAUCCCUUUCUUCAAUCUCUGUGUAACUUAACUAGAUUGUUGAUCAUGAGUGUACUAUGUUGCACAACAGUGCUGUCUUAUCUCAGUCAAAGACAUGUACAUUACUAAUGUCAACAAAUUCAGUCCUGCCAGUGGCACAAAAUAAUUGUAUGUGGUGUAACAUUACAUUUUAAUAUAAAAUUACAAUAAUUCAGGACCUUUUCUCAGCAUGGCAGGUUUUGGUGUAGAUUAGCACUGGAUUACCUCACUAGUUAAAAUGGAUUUGCAAAAAUAAGCCUUUUCGGAUCACCUACAACUUUCAGGGUCUGUAACAAAGCCAUGCGAAAACAUACAUUUUUAUACAAGGGAAGUCUGCUCGUUAUUGGGAUUUCUAAUAGAUGACCGUAGAUUUUACAAAGACAAAGGUUUCCAUUUCCAAACAACUGCACAUUUUUUGUUUUCCUUGCUCUAACACCUAAAGUUAGAUGUGUUGCAUUAGAUAGAAUUCAAAAAAUAUAUAUGACAAGAUUCUUUAUGACUGAGACUGGAAACCUCUGCAAUAAGAACAGAGUGAGUUACAAAGAAAUAAAAACAUCACAGACUCCACAGCUCCAGUGAAAUAAUUACUGAAAUGAUUGAAAUGAGUGACUGGUCCACAAUUAGGUGCCAGGAUAAGUUUCUAACUGAUGCACUGACACGAUAACAAAAGAGACAAUGAGAAGGUAAAAUCAUUAUUCUUGUGAAUGUUUUUUCAAUAUGUAAUUUUGUUUCAGUCGUGGAUUGUAUACUUGAUUUUCUUUUUUUGCGGGUAUUUGUUUACAGUAAGUGUACUUAUUUGUUGCAGCUAUAAUUUAGACUGAAGAACAGUGUGAUAUGGUACCGUUUAUCCUAUAGGCAAUACCUCUUGUCUAUGUUUACUCAUUUUUCUCAGUCUUGCAAACUUCCUCAGCAGAAUCAACGUUAAUGCCUACGUUAGUGUUACAAUAUUUUGUUUGCGUUCAUUUAGAUACCAUUACCUCCCGUCUCAGUCAGAGAUCUAUCUCAGGUUCUGAAGGUACUUGUGACGGAUCAUAAGAGGUCAGGAAGUUUACAGGGGUUGAAGUCAUUGUUCUUGAAUUCCAGAUUUUUUUUUAUGUAUAAAUAAAUCACUUUUUUUUCAGA